CCCAACUUUGACAGGGCAAGUUUUAUCUUUCCAUUUGGAAGAUGAUAGUGUUUCCGUUUAUAUAGUCGAAGAACUUUUCAGUUUACAGUUUGAAUGCACAACGUCUCACUCUAUUUCACUCUUUUCGUUGGAAUCACUCAGCAAUUGAUCGUUGUUCAUAUUUUGUAUCUUCCUUUCAUCAUAGUAUAAUAUCCGACAACUAUCGUCUCAUCUUACCCUUCUGUUUUCUAAUCAGAGUCCAAUAAUCUGAUUAAACGCACGCGCUUUUCCAGUCUUCGAAAUCACUACCAUUGACCUAAGGCCACAUCAAGAAAGGUUUAUUGAAAGUAGUUUUUCUACCUGCCCAGACUUGCGGUCUCAGCCAACAAGUUUUUUCACACCUUUGCCUUUAGCCUGAAUUUCUGUGACACGUCCCCUCGUAUUGGAAAGAAGAAAAAACCUGUCAGCACAUCAUCACUGCAGAGUUGACUUUGCUUCUCAACCAAGUUUUAAAACGCGAUAACGCCACUAAAGCUCGUGGCCUUUCCCGAUCAUAAGCCACUUCGUCCGUUCAUUUGCACUUCCGCGUCAAUAGCGAUAGGCGGUUCAUACUCCUGGAUCACUUCGUUUGAAUUGGAUUUCGAGUACCUCUUCUAUAUUCUCUGAUUAGACUUUGAGCUGUAGUUUUAGACCUCUGCCAAAAUGACGACCAAGAUUUCCAACAGAUCCCGAUCAUGCGAUCAGAAGCGGGAGAAAUCCUUACUGACGUCACCGGCCAGCAGUAGCAAAUUGUCAGGUAAAUUUGAGUCUGAACGGAUACCUACUGAAGUAUGGUUUCGGAUAUUCUCCUUUGUGAUUGAAUCUGCUUGCCGGCACGAGGAAGUCGACCACUUCCACUUGGGUUGGAGGGAUGAAGUAGAAACGCUGAUCGAUGUAGAAGAAAGGUCGAAAGCCCUUGCCCCUAUUCGCCUUGUAUCCCGUCAUUGGCUUCAUCUCAGUACCCCGCUGUACUUUCAAAAGCUUUUGGUCCCGAACCGGAAUGAUGAAGUCUACUCGGCAUAUAUUCUUCGCCUAACGCAUUUGUUAGCCGCUUCACCGCCGCCACGCGUUCCAAGAGGGCACAAAGAUAUCCCUUAUGGCCAACACGUUCGAGAAAUAAUCAUCAAGAUCACCAAUCCUUGUGCAAUCUCAGAUCUUCUUCUUUCCAUCCAUCAACUUGUCCCACACGUCGUCCAAUUAUCCUCGCUGCGUCUUAGUCAGCUACCGAGCUUACUCAGUCCUGCAGUCGUGUUUCCCCGAUUGAAUUCUUUAAGUGAGCUCAGCGCAGUAACGAUCCCGACCCCUUCGGCUACCUUUUGUCGCCAUAUGAAUGGCCCGUCGCCAAUCGCAGUCGAGGAAAGCUUCCUUAGCCUUGUGAAUCAUCAUCCGCUUUUACAAAGACUUUCUUGCCGGGGCUUUCGAUUAGACUCUUCUCGCUUCAUCGAUAUACUCCGCUCGAGCUUGUUAUCUGUUCCUCUAGUUGAUCAUCUAAAUACCUCAGCGUUAGAAUUUUCAGGUCUUCGAUCACUUCAUUUCGGACUGGAUUGUGUCUUGGAUCUUGAGCUACUAAAGCGUCUUCCAAGUGCGACACCGUUUUUAGAACAAUUACACGUAGAUGCUGGCUGUCGGAUCAUAGACGAACAAAAUGUUACUGGAGGCGUGGACAGAUGGAAUAUUCUGAAGCUCGUCGGAGCACUUCCAAGCCUAUCAAAAUUCAGUCUUAUUGGCCGCCAGUCACUUCCUAAUCCGGAAAUGGACUGGUGGGAGUGCGAAGAUAUUUUAAAGGUUGGCAAGAAUUUGAAGCAGUUGAAUUUGAGGAUAGGCUCAACGGGAGAGGGAAUUUUAAGUGACAUGCAGCAGCUGAAAGGGCUAAACAUAUGGCACAACUCACAUGUUCACGGUUACGAAGGAUGGGGCAUCAUACCCAUCAAACACACUGUUGAAGUUGGAAACCUUGGACGUGCACUAUGUCGGGCAGGGCUAGCGUGGCCUAGUGACGAGAAUGGAAGGAAAGACAUCUGGUUGAAGCUAAAAUCAUUAACAUCAUCACUGCAUCACAUAAAUUCCAGCUCACAGAGGUCUAGUUUUUCAUAGAAACACUAAGCUUCUUAUGCGAUUGAGAGACUCAUCUUCAUUGUCUAUGUACUACAAUCAAUUUUUGGAAACUGCAUCAACUUAAUCUGGAUCUUGUCAAAUGUAUCGGAUUGCAAUCACAUUGGGGGGUCUAUAUGUCUCAAUUCUGAACGUCGCGUAGCACAUGAGUUCUUUUCAUUGAUUUCAUAUCUUCAUUUCAGUCUCUCUUCAUUGUAAAUAUGUUUACUUUACCAUCCAUCAUUAGCAUGUAUCAUUCUACCUUGAAUCGUUUACAAUACUUAUCGACCACGAUUUUAUCAGACCACGUCAUAGGUCAAGGAAGCCGUGUUUGGCUUCAAUCACCAUACUCUUGUUCGAUCCUGCCGUCCAUAUUAAUUGUUAUCCAUAUUCAUGUAAAGCAAAGUUGCAGGUAGGAGCUUUUU
This is a messenger RNA of Melampsora larici-populina 98AG31, 2534 nucleotides long. RefSeq lists its product as uncharacterized. The transcript has 7 exons. The record is from RefSeq and is a predicted model, not a curated record. Bases 682 to 2112 code for a protein of 476 amino acids. Lineage: Eukaryota; Fungi; Basidiomycota; Pucciniomycetes; Pucciniales; Melampsoraceae.